AUGAAACAAGUAUUAUUAUUAGGUUCAGGUUUUGUAGCAAAACCAGCUCUUGAUUACCUCUUAAAGAGAGAUGACAUCCAUGUUACUGUUGUCAGUUUAUUUAAAAACGAAUUAGAAUCAAUUUCAAAAGAUUAUGACAGUUCAAAAAUCACAACUGUUCAAUUAGAUAUAAUGAACAAUGUUGAUGGUUUAGACGAAUAUAUUGCAAAAUCUCAAGUCACUAUUAGUUUAAUUCCAGCAACUAUGCACCCAUUAAUCGCAAAAAAAUGUAUCCAAAAUAAAGUACAUUUAAUUACUGCAAGUUAUACAUCACCAGAAAUGAAAGCAUUAAAUGAAGAAGCAAAAGCAGCAGGAGUUUUAUUAUUAAACGAAUUAGGUUUAGAUCCAGGAAUUGAUCAUAUGUCAUCAAUGAAAAUUAUCGAUCACGCUAAAGCAAACAAUGGUAAAGUUGUAUCAUUUGUAUCAUGGUGUGGUGCCCUCCCAUCAAUGGAGUGUGCCAAUAACCCAUUUGGAUAUAAAUUCUCAUGGUCACCAAGAGGAGUUUUAUCAUCAGCCGGUCUUGCUGCCACCUUUUUAUGGAACACUCAUUUAGAAGAUGUACCAGCCGAUAUUAAAUGGGAUGUUCUUCAACCAAUUGAAAUCGAAUACAACGGAACUAAACUCGAAUUCGAAGGUGUACCAAAUCGUAACUCAUUACCAUACAUCGAAUCAUAUAACUUAAAUGAAAAAGAUGUUACUACAAUGUUCAGAGGCACCCUUCGUUGGAAAGUUGGUUUUGGUGUUAUGAUCCGUGCCUUAUCAACUGUUGGUCUUUUCUCCACUGAACGUGAUGAGCGUCUUAAUGCUUCCGACCUCACAUGGCGUAGCUAUUUAGUUCAAUUAUUAGGUUGUAAUGAUAAUGAUGACGAUCUUCUCUAUUGCUUAGAAUCAACUAUUAAAGAAAGAUUCACCAAACAAAAACAAGAAGGUAACUCAAAAGGCUUCCACUUCCCAAUCGUCGAUAGAGAUGUUGCCGCUGAUACCAAACAUGCCAUUGAAGGUUUCAAAUGGUUAGGACUUUUAAAUGGUGAAGAAAAAGUUACAAACAAAGGUACUCCAAUUGACAGUCUCUGUGUUCUUUUAGAAAAAAAACUUUCAUAUGUCGCUGGUGAACGUGAUAUCGUCGUUCUUCAACACGAAUUCGUUAUCGAAUAUCCAGAAACUGGUCGUGUCGAAAAAGAAUUUUCAUCACUUGUUUGCUUUGGUAUUCCAAAUGGUAGCUCUGCUACCUCACUCACUGUUGGUGUCCCAGUUGGUAUUGCCGCCGAACUCAUCCUCGACGAUAAAACAACUUCACGUGGUGUUAUGGGUCCAGUUACACCAGAAUUCUAUUUACCAAUUUUAGAAAAAUUAAAAUCAGAAAAGAUUGAAAUGAUCGAAACCAAACAUGAAAUUAAAAAAUAA
Dictyostelium purpureum is the source of this 1443-nucleotide messenger RNA. RefSeq lists its product as uncharacterized. The transcript is spliced from 4 exons. The record is from RefSeq and is a predicted model, not a curated record. Gene Ontology annotation, cellular component: cytoplasm. Gene Ontology annotation, molecular function: saccharopine dehydrogenase activity. Bases 1 to 1443 code for a protein of 480 amino acids. NCBI's taxonomy places the organism in Eukaryota, Evosea, Eumycetozoa, Dictyosteliales, Dictyosteliaceae.